This is a messenger RNA of Quercus robur (English oak), 1416 nucleotides long. RefSeq names its product putative HVA22-like protein g. The record is from RefSeq and is a predicted model, not a curated record. Bases 606 to 1241 code for a protein of 211 amino acids. NCBI's taxonomy places the organism in Eukaryota, Viridiplantae, Streptophyta, Magnoliopsida, Fagales, Fagaceae. The transcript has 5 exons.
AGUGUUUUAAUUGGUGGCCUUAAUGUGUUCUGAUCCAUGACCUUGAGGUUGAGAUUGAUAGAAUUAAUGGGUUGUAAUUGUUUUUUCAAAUUGAAGUCGUAUAUUAGAAGACCUUCCCCAGUUCAGUUUGAUCUGUUACAGGUUCAUAGGAGAAAUACAAAUAAAAUAUAGGAAUGUAUUGCCGCCUAGAAACAAAUUAGCAAAUGGGUUAGGUGAAAUGACCCACAAUGUCCCAAGGUCAACAUAUUAUCGAACCUAUUAAUGUCUCUGCCUUGUUGGCUGUUGCUUUCGGUUAUUGUCCAAUGAUAGCAAAUUACUGUGAAUGAAAUAAAAACAAGACAGGGAAGGAAUUUAUGAGAGUUUACGAGCCGCAAGUCUUUUAGUUGGGCAUCAGGAUCAUGUAAUUAAUUUUGAUUUAUGGCAUAGCCGUGUAGUUUGGUAAUCGGUACUAGAUGAUAGUAGGUUGUAUGUUAUUGAAGAAUGAUACCUGAAACCCUUAAAUUUUAUGACCAUCUCAUCAUUUCAGAACAAAAUUCAUCAAUGUUUAUCUAAAAAUAUUGAUCUAAUAAGUCUUAAGUCUUCUCUCUAGUACUCGUGUGCAUUAGAUGAUCAUCGUGGCUAUGCUCACAAUUCUUGAGAGGAUUGGGGAUAUAUUCAUUUCAUGGGUGCCCAUGUAUGGUGAGCUGAAGCUGGCACUCUUUAUCUAUCUAUGGUAUCCCAAAACCAAGGGAAGCGGCUAUGUCUAUGAAACCGUGUUGCGGCCUUUUGUGUCUAAGCGCGAACCAGACAUUGACAGGAAGAUGCAGGAGUGGAGGUUAAGGGCCUGGGAUUUGGCCAUUUUCUAUUAUCAAAACUGCUCCGAAUUAGGGCAGUCAGCAUUCUUCCAAGUCGUUGAGUACUUGAUGGGUCAGUCUGCAAGGUUCAAACACUCUCGCACAGAGAAAAAGGGCGAUAACAAUAAUUCAAGCACACAACAUCCACCUCCAAAUGUGCCAACAUUCGAUGGCACAGCCAACGGCAAUGGCAUGAAGUGGCCUCCGAUCCCAACUGCCCCACCAUUGCCCGGCACAACAAUCGACCGCAACGUGGCCGAGCCACCGAAAUCCAACCUGAUACAAGUCCUCCUCCACCAACAAAAGCAAAGAGACCAACAAUUGGAGCCCAGCCGCGCCACCUCCCCUACUAGCCCAAGGCAACACCAAGCUGGCCUAAAGUCUAGGCGCUCAAAACCACACAAUUGAGAAAGAGAGAGACAAAAGAAUUGUACAAAUUUGUAACAUAUAAAAAUAUUUAUAUAUAUAUAUAUAUAUGUAAAAAUUCAAAUUCAAUUCAUUUCAUUCUUUCCCUACCAUUGUAACAUACACACAUUAAUUACACAUAUUUCCUAUGCUAAAAAAGCCUUGUACUUUACGACAA